ACCAGACUUCGCUGUGGUGAUCUCAUUAUCGCUGUCAUUUUCAGCAGGCAGCCAGCAUCUUAUUGUCUCCGAAGAGCGCGCACAGCUGACUAGCUUUGGGGAAGUCCAGCCCCCGACCAGACACCAUGGGGGACGAUAGCGAGUGGAUGAAGCUUCCCAUUGACCAGAAAUGUGAACAUAAGGUGUGGAAAGCCCGUCUGAAUGGUUAUGAAGAAGCUCUGAAGUUGUUCCAGAGGAUAGAAGAUGAGAAGAGUCCAGAGUGGGGGAAGUACCUGGGACUGAUAAAGAAGUUUGUCACCGACUCCAAUGCAGUAGCUCAGCUGAAAGGCCUGGAGGCCGGGUUGGCCUUCAUCGAGAAUGCCCAUGUGGCCGGCAAGACCACAGGUGAGGUGGUGUCGGGUGUCGUCACCAAAGUGUUCAACCAGCCCAAGGCUCGAGCGAAAGAGCUGGGCGCAGACAUCUGCCUGAUGUACAUCGAGAUAGAGAAAGCUGAAGUGGUUCAGGACGAGCUGCUGAAAGGACUGGACAACAAGAACCCCAAGAUCGUAGUGACCUGCCUGGACACGCUCAGGAGGGCUCUGAGUGAGUUUGGCUCUAAAAUAGUGACGUUGAAGCCAGUAGUGAAGAUAUUGCCGAAACAGUUUGAGUCCAGAGAGAAGGCAGUGAGGGAUGAAGCCAAGCAGCUCGCUGUGGAAAUCUACAAGUGGAUCAGAGAUGCCCUGAGGCCACCGCUGCAGAGUAUUAACUCUGUACAGCUGAAAGAGCUGGAGGAGGAGUGGGUGAAGCUGCCUCAGGGUCCUCCCAAGCAGAGCAGGUUCUUGCGCUCUCAGCAAGACCUGAAGGCAAAGUUUGAGCAGCAACAAGCACAAGGAGAUCAGUCUGACGGAGAGGAUGAGGAAGAAGCAGUGGUAGCAGUGGAUCCUUAUGAGCUGCUGGAGCCUGUGGAGAUUCUGUCCAAGAUGCCCAAAGACUUCUAUGACAAAAUUGAAGCUAAAAAGUGGCAGGAAAGAAAAGAAGCUCUUGAAGCCAUUGAAACACUGACCAAGAACCCCAAACUGGAGAACGGAGACUAUGGAGACCUCGUCAGAGCCCUGAAGAAGGUUGUUGGGAAAGAUGCCAACGUGAUGCUGGUGACGCUGGCGGCCAAAUGCCUGGCUGCGCUGGCCUCUGGCCUCAGGAAGAAGUUUGGAACAUAUGCAGGACAAGUGGUUCCCACCAUUCUGGAGAAGUUCAAGGAAAAGAAGGUUCAGGUUGUCCAGGCUCUGCAAGAGGCCAUUGAUGCAAUCUUCCUCACGACAACUUUCCAGAACCUGUCGGAGGACGUGCUGGGUGUGAUGGACAACAAGAACCCGUCCAUCAAGCAGCAAGCCUCUCUGUUUCUGGCCCGCUCCUUCAGACACUGCACACAGGCCACGCUGCCCAAGAGUGUCCUCAAGCCUUUCUGUGCUGCUCUCAUCAAGCAAGUGAAUGACUCGGCCCCAGAGGUCCGUGACGCCGCCUUUGAAGCUCUGGGGACGGCCAUGAAGGUUGUGGGAGAGAAAGCUGUGAACCCCUUUCUGACUGACUUGGACAAACUCAAGCUGGACAAAAUUAAAGAGAGUGCAGAUAAAGUAGAGCUUCCUGGAGGGAAGAAAGGUGCGGGUGGAGGAGGAGCAGUGGAAAAGAAACCUGCAGCAAAGGCCCCUCCACGUGCUGAAGCCCCCUCCAAAUCAUCCGGCCCACCUAAGAAGACUCAAACUGCUGGAGCCAGCAAGAUAUCAGGAGGUCCACCUAAAAAAGGGAAAGCACCAUCUGCAGCUGGAGGGAAAACAAAGAAGACCUCAGACAAUAAAGAGGUUAUAGAGACUGAACUGGCGGUUGAGGUGUGUGAGGAUCAGGCAGCAGGCGUGCUUCCUGCCUCCUGUCUGCAGCAGCUAGACUCGGGCAACUGGAAGGAGAGACUGGCUAGUAUGGAGGAGUUUCAGAGGGCUGUGGAGACCAUGGAUAAAGUGGUGAUGCCCUGCCAGGCGUUGGUUAAGAUGUUGGCCAAGAAACCAGGCUGGAAGGAGACAAACUUCCAGGUGAUGCAGAUGAAGCUGCACAUCGUGGCUCUCGUCGCUCAGAGAGGAACCUUCUCUAAGACGUCGGCCUCUGUGGUCCUGGAUGGCUUGGUAGAUAAGAUCGGAGAUGUCAAGUGUGGGGGAAAUGCCAAAGAAGCACUGACUGCGAUUGGAGAGGCCUGCUCACUGCCGUGGACAGCCGAGCAGGUUGUGUCCAUGGCAUUCGCACAGAAGAACCCCAAAAACCAGGCAGAGACGCUGAAUUGGCUGGCAAAUGCCAUGAAGGAAUUUGGCUUCGCUGGUAUCAAUGUGAAGGGAUUCAUCAACAACGUGAAGACUGCUCUGGGAGCAACCAACCCAGCUGUGCGGACGGCGGCCAUCACCCUCCUGGGAGUGAUGUACCUCUACAUGGGAGCGCCGCUGCGCAUGUUCUUUGAAGACGAGAAGCCUGCGCUCCUCGCGCAGAUAGAUGCAGAGUUUGAGAAGAUGCAGGGUCAGUCGCCUCCAGCUCCCAUCAGAUCCAUUAGGAAAGCGGGAGCAGAGGAAGAGGGCGAUGACGGGGAAGUGCAGGAUGAAGAUGCAGGAGGGGCCGGGCUGGACGUCAUGGACCUGCUGCCUCGGACAGACAUCAGUGACAAGAUCACAUCUGACCUGGUGUCUAAAGUUGAGGACAAAAACUGGAAGAUCAGGAAGGAGGGUCUGGAAGAGAUUGCAGGAAUCAUCUCGGAGGCCAAGUUCAUCACAGCCAACAUCGGGGAGCUGCCGUUGGCCCUGAAAGGACGACUCGGUGACUCCAAUAAGAUCCUGGUGCAGCAGACUCUGAAUAUUUUGCAGCAGCUGGCGACAGCAAUGGGACCUGGACUCAAGCAGCAUGUCAAAGCUUUGGGAAUCUCCAUUAUCACUGUCCUGGGAGACAGCAAGGUGAAUGUGCGGACGGCUGCCAUGACAACCCUGCAGGCCUGGGUAGAGCACACUGGGAUGAAGGACUGGCUGGAGGGAGAAGACCUGUCUGAUGAGCUGAAGAGGGAGAAUCCCUUCCUACGGCAAGAGGUGCUGGGCUGGUUGGCGGAGAAGCUGCCCACUCUCAGGACGGUCCCCGGAGACCUGAUGCUGUGCAUCCCUCAGCUCUACGGGUGUCUGGAGGACCGAAACGGCGACGUGAGGAAGAAGGCUCAGGAUGCUUUGCCAGCCUUCAUGAUGCAUCUGACCUACGAAAAGAUGAACAAGGCUACGGGCAAACUCAAACCCGCCUCCAAGGAUCAGGUCGUAACCAUGCUGGAAAAAGCCAGAGCAGUGAUGCCGGCUAAGCCUGCGGCUCCAGCCAAGAACGGAGGAGGAAAAGGAUCUGCAGAGGCCAGUAGAGCUGCUUCAGCUGCCAGUGAGGACGUACCUGACAGCAAACCUGAGGUGAAGAAGAUCCGAGGAGGAGGAGGUGCUGCUAAGAAGCAUCCCUCCCCUUCUGAAGAAUCUCCCCCUCCCUCCAAGGACAAGGACUGUAAUGGUAGUAAAAAGCCCCCCGGCAAAGGGAAGGCUGCAGCUGCCGGUCAACAGGGUCCAGCUGGCAAGAAGCCUGCAGGAAAAGCCCCGAAAGAUGAGGAAGAUAGAACCGGACCCAUCUUCACCUUCAUCCCCAACGCCAAGGAACAGAGGAUCAAAGAGGAGAAGCAGCUGAAGAUCCUGAAGUGGAACUUCAUCACUCCUCGAGAUGAAUAUGUGGAGCAGCUGAAAACUCAGAUGUCCACCUGCUUUGCAAAGUGGCUGCAGGAUGAGCUGUUUCACAUGGACUUCCAGAGACACGUAAAGGCCAUCGGUGUCAUGAUGGAGAGGCUGGAGAGCGAGAGUGAAGCUACCAUCGGCUGUCUGGACUUGAUCUUGAAGUGGUUCACCCUGCGGUUCUUUGACACCAACACCACUGUCCUGAUGAAGGUGCUGGAGUACCUGAAGCUUCUGUUCAGCAUGCUGCACCGGGAGGACUACCACCUGACGGAGUACGAGUCCAACUCCUUCGUCCCCUACCUCAUACUCAAGGUGGGGGAAUCAAAGGAUGUCGUCCGCAAAGAUGUUCGGGCAAUCCUGACCAUGCUGUGCAAAGUUUACCCAGCAUCAAAGGUCUUUCCUUUCCUCAUGGACGGAACAAAGUCCAAGAACUCCAAGCAGAGGGCUGAGUGUCUGGAGGAGUUGGGCUGUUUGAUAGGAGGAUACGGGAUGAACGUGUGUCAGCCGACUCCAGCCAAGUGUCUGAAGGAGAUUGCUGUUCACAUCGGUGACAGAGACACAUCUGUCCGCAACGCUGCUCUGAACACUGUGGUGGCCGUCUACAACGUGUGUGGGGACCAGGUUUACAAACUGAUAGGAAAUCUGUCGGAGAAGGACUUGAGCAUGUUGGAGGAGAGAAUCAAGCGGGCAGGGAAGAAGACUGCUCCAGCUCCGACCAAGCAAAGCACCGCUGAACGCUCUCAGAAAGAACAACCAGCAAACCCCAACGGCACCUUCCUCCGCAAGCCUGCACAGGAAGACCCCAACAAGCUCAAAAUAAUGUAUCGCACGUAUAGGAUCCAAGCCCGGCAGAACGCGCAGCACAGCGAGCCCUCCCACCCGUCCAUCCCCAGAGAGUUCCAGCUGGACCUGGAUAUGAUUGAGAAGGACCAGAGCAGGGUGUGUGAGCUUCCAGACCUGGUUCAACACAAGCUGGACGAACUUCUGGAGCCCAUCAUGAUCCCAGAGCCCAAGAUUCGCUCUGUCUCGCCACACUUCGAUGACCUUCACAACAGCACGGCCUCCACCAUCAACUUUGUCAUCUCCCAGGUCGCAAGUGGAGACAUUGGCACCAGCAUUCAGGCGCUGGCACAGAUCGAUGAAGUUCUGCGACAGGAAGAGAAAGCGGAUGUCAUGUCCGGACACAUCGAUCAGCUGCUCAUCGCUACCAUCAUGCAGCUACGGCUCAUCAACAGCACACACCUGGCUGACGACAGAGUGGACAAGAGGGACGUCAUCAAACUCUACAGCUGCAUCAUAGGAAACAUGCUCUCACUCUUCUCCAUGGAGGCCCUGGCCAGAGAGGCGUCUAUGGUGGUCCUGAAGGACCUGAUGCACGGCCUCGUAACACUGAUGUUGGACAGCAGGGUGGAGGACGUAGAAGACGGAACGCAGGUCAUACGGUCCGUCAACCUCUUGGUUAUCAGAGUCCUGGAGGGCUCGGACCAGACCAACAUGAUCAGCGCUCUGCUGGUGCUGCUUCAGGACACUCUGGUCUCAACGGCCGGUUCCCCCCAAUUCUCUGAGCUGGCCAUGAAGUGUCUGUGGAGAAUGAUCCGCUAUCUCCCAGAAACCAUCAACAGCAUCAACCUGGACCGAAUCCUGCUGGACGUCCACAACUUCAUGAAGGUUUUCCCCAAAGAGAAACUCAAGCAGCUGAAGAGUGACGUCCCACACCGGACCCUCAAGACCCUGCUGCACACACUCUGCAAGCUCACAGGAUCCCAGAUCCUGGACCACCUGUCAAUGAUAGAAAACCGCAAUGAGUCUGAGUUGGAGGCCCAUCUAAGGCGGGUGGUGAAACACUCCGGAAAUCUGUCCGGCCAGAAGAGCGACCGGGGAAACGAGAAGAGUGGACUCCGCAUGGAUGAUCGCAUGUCGAAGGCUAAGGUUAGUGACAUUCUGUCUGAGAUCUUCAAGAAGAUUGGCUCCAAGGAGAACACGAAGGAGGGUUUGACAGAACUGUACGAGUACAAACAGAAGUACUCCGACGCAGACCUGGAACCGUACCUCAAAAACACUUCCCAGUUCUUCCAGAGCUACGUGGAGCGAGGCCUUCGCAUCAUCGAGUCCGAGAGGGAGGGCAAGACUCGCAUCCAGACGUCUGCAGGUACACCAGUGAUUCCUCAGCAUGGAGGCGACUCCGGCCUGAGCAGCAGCAACGAAGACCUGAAACCAGCCGUCUACUAUGAAAGACUCAAGAUUUUACGCCAGAGGCAAGGCCUGGAAAACAACGCCAGGCAGCAGCAGGGUGUCGGGAGUGAAGAGGAGCCUCAACAACGGCCCGCCUUCUCCUCCCUGCUUUCCUCCAAGCCGUCGGUGGCGUCGUCCACAGACAUGCUCCACAGCAAGCUGUCGCAGCUCAAAGAGUCCCGCGAGCUGUACCAGCAGGAGCACAACGCACACUCCCACUCCCCGACGCACACCCGCUCAGCCUCGCCCGCCGCCAACCUGGACGACCUCAAGAAGCGUCUGGAGCGGAUAAAGAGCAACCGGCAGUGAAGCAGCCGCUGCUCACUCCUCGUCACAUCGUAGCGGGAGAGGGAGACGCAGCUCCCACCCGUUUAGCCCACUCGUUUUUAUGUUCAUCUUCUGCUACAUGGAUGGAAGGCAAACCGAAGUCGUCCUCUCACCCUCAGAUCGAACCUGACUCCACCCACUGUGCCUCUCAAUCAAAGAGUUGACUACAAUCUCCCUGAGAUUGUAGCCAACUGCGGUCAUAUCCAGUACCUAUCCCCAUAAUUCUAAGCUACGGUGAAACUUCAGACUUUGUUCUGUUCAUUGCAAAGAUGAAAACUGGAGGCAGGUGAUUUUAAAUGUGUCGAGGAUGAGAAUGUUGUUCCACUGUGUCUGUCCUAUUUCAGCCUUCUGUUCACUGUAUUAUAAUGAUGAUAAUAAUAAUCCAUAAUGACAUGGUGAGUCCUCUUUCCUCCAUUUUUAACGACUGUAACGAGUUUGUACAUAUUUAACUAUUUCGCCGUCACAGAGCGUCUGGUGUGUUGCUGGAAGAAAAACGGAUGUCAGGAAACGUCAUUGCCCUUCCUGUUAAACUGUGACGUCACAGAAGCUGCUGCGUUCAUGCACAGAAACAGUUUUAACUGAGUACAGUGAGAGGUGAGCGCCCCCUGUGGUCAAACACUGUUGUAGCAUCGCAGAUGUCGGACGUCUGCCCUAUGCAUCACCAUUUAGUGGUGCAACCUGAAAACGCAACUGCAGACCUGAAUUAAAAUCCCCUCUGCAGGUGUCGGCCUUAGAUUUCACUCACAACAACAUUCAGUAAUUUCUUUUAUUUCAGUAAUACUUGUUUUCUCCUCUUCUGACCUGAAGAUGAGAGUGAUAAACUUGAACUUAAAUGCUAACUUUUCUGUUUUUGGCUCAAGUUCUACGUUGACAGUUUAAUUUUAUGAAGUCUACUGAAUCAGAAAACUGCAGUUUGCAUAAAUGUGAAGAUCUCAUUCAUUCCCUAUUAUCUUUGUUGCUUCUAAAAUGAAUCCACUGGUACCGUUUUCAUGUGCCGCAGCAGCAGAGGUGGUAGUAUGUUAACACUGGCAGGACCAUCGCUGAGGGCGUCUCCUCUGGCCGUCCUGCUGGCAUAAACUCCACCUUAAGGGUUUUCCUCACAGGCAGACUGAAAUGUGUUUGAGCAUUACAAACAUGCUUUUAUUUUGAAGGAUGGGUAAUGAUUCAAAGUUUGUGACAUCCACCUGCAGGUGUGUUGAAGUUGUGUGUUGGGCUGUAAAUACUGUGUAAAGUCCUCAUUAACACAUCCCCUCAUCCGUUGGGCCGCACGAGCGCAGAGCCGAGAGCGGCCUCCGUGCGGCCGGUGGGAGUGUUGGUCGGGGCGUUCCCCGCCGGCUGCAGGAGGCCCAGUCGUGUUUGUAGGAGAGCAUGGCAUGAAGUCGUGACUGUUUUUAUUUUCUGAUGUAAAUAAAGUUUUCUUAAUAAAACUGUUCAGUAAUGUCAUUGUUUUUCUGAAGAAAAUGAUGAAGACUGUCGCUCAUCUCUUGUGUAGCUGGAUGUUGAGUGGAGAUAUUUGUAUUCUAGCGGGGUGUCUGUCCCGCGCUCAUCUUCUCGUCGUCUUGUUGCUUUCAGCUUCAUUGUGUAAUCCAGAGUGGAAAAUGGCAAUAAAGUCUUCUUGGUUUUC
Messenger RNA from Cololabis saira (Pacific saury), 7938 nucleotides. RefSeq names its product cytoskeleton associated protein 5 (gene ckap5). Lineage: Eukaryota; Metazoa; Chordata; Actinopteri; Beloniformes; Belonidae. Bases 126 to 6296 code for a protein of 2056 amino acids. Gene Ontology annotation, molecular function: microtubule plus-end binding; microtubule plus end polymerase activity. Gene Ontology annotation, biological process: mitotic spindle organization; centrosome duplication; establishment or maintenance of microtubule cytoskeleton polarity. Gene Ontology annotation, cellular component: spindle pole; kinetochore; centrosome. The record is from RefSeq and is a predicted model, not a curated record. The transcript is spliced from 45 exons.